This is a messenger RNA of Cynara cardunculus var. scolymus (artichoke), 2433 nucleotides long. RefSeq names its product QWRF motif-containing protein 2. Gene Ontology annotation, biological process: centrosome cycle; spindle assembly. Gene Ontology annotation, molecular function: microtubule binding. The transcript is spliced from 6 exons. The coding region runs from base 268 to 2136 and encodes 622 amino acids. NCBI's taxonomy places the organism in Eukaryota, Viridiplantae, Streptophyta, Magnoliopsida, Asterales, Asteraceae. The record is from RefSeq and is a predicted model, not a curated record. Gene Ontology annotation, cellular component: cytoplasm; centrosome; nuclear microtubule.
ACGAAAAAAGCUUCUGAAUCUUGAAUUCCAUCACUGUACUAUUGCUGUUACUCUGUGUCGUAAAGUUCGACAACUGGGGGAAAUUUCAAGUAACCCAUUCGCGGAUUUCAAGUCGUCAUGGUGGUUCUUCAUCUUUGUGUUGCAGGGGGGUUGAUUUCUUGGCAAAAAAUUUGGGGCUUCUUGAUCGUUUCUUUGGGUUAAAUCGACAAUGUGAGGUGAGUUACUUGAAGAUUUCAUCUGGGGUUUUCUUAUUUUGUGAUUUUCUUGAUGAUGGUGGCUGCCAUUUCUGAAACAACAAACCAAACAAGACCUCCGUUGUUGCCUUCCGAGAAAGAUAAUGGAAUUAAUAAACCAACAAGACCUAAAUCAAGACAAGUUUCUUCAAGAUACUUGUCUCCUUCGCCUUCACCUUCAACUUCUUCGAAUUCGUCGUCUUUACCCACACCCACACCUUCCAGAAGGUUCCCAUCUCCUCUCGUUUCGAGAAAUUCGACUACUCCGGCGGCUAAACGGUCCGUUUCUGCCGACCGGCGGCGAUCCACCAGGCCGGAUCUUAACUUGAAAUCUAACAAUGCCGGCGGUGGCGAGGUGUCGGCGGCCACUAAGCUUUUGGUAACAUCUACGAGAAGUUUGUCUGUUUCUUUUCAAGGUGAGGCCUUUUCGUUGCCGAUUAGCAAGACUAAAGCCACACCACCAUCGCCUAAUUCUUACAGUGUGAGAAAGGGUACCCCUGAGAGAAAAAGAACUGGUACCCCUUUGAGAGGGAAGGUUGAAGGUGGAGGUGGAGAUCAUGCCGAGAAUACGAAACCCUCCGAUCAGUAUCGAUGGCCUGGCCGGACUCGACAAUCGAAUCAAACUAUUUUGUCGAAAAGUUUGAGUUUAGAUUGUGGGGUUGAGAAGAACAACAUAAUUGGAUCUGGGAAUGUGAUUAGAGCUUUACAUCAGUCUAUGAACUUGGAGGGCAGAAGGGCAUCAGUUGAUGGUAGAUUGAGUCUUGAUUUGGGUAAUUCUGCUGAGCUUUUGAAGCCAAUUCAACACAACCCACAUGGGAAUUCGAUUAAUGAUUCAUCUAUGGUUCCCUCUGAUCUCACUGCUUCUGAUACAGAUAGUGUUUCUUCAGGCAGCACAUCUGGAGUCCAAGAAACCUUUGGGUUAACCCGUGGUUCAGGUGUUGGAGGUCGUGGGAUGGUUGUGUCCGCCAAAUUCUGGCAAGAAACGAACAGUAGGAUGAGGAGGUUGCAGGAUCCUGGUCCACCAUUCUUGACUAGCCCUGGAUCAAAACCCCCAACGAAAUUGGCUCUUGCCAAGAAAUUCUCGAGUGAUAGUCCACUAUCGUCACCAAGAACCAUGGCUUCCCCGAAUAGAAUGAGACCAGCAUCGCCAAGUAAGUUUAUGACAUCCCCAUCAAGGGGAAUAAUUAGUCCUCGAAGGAAUUCUAUUUCUGGAACCAUUAGUACUAAUUUUAGUGAGACACCAUCGGUACUUAGUUUUGCUGUUGAUGUUCGAAGAGGGAAAGUGGGUGAGAAUCGUAUUGUUGAUGCACACAUGUUGAGGCUUUCAUAUAAUAGGCAAUUGCAGUGGCGGUUUGUUAACGCUAGGACUGAAGAUACGUUGUUGAAGCAGAGACAUAGUUCAGAGAAAAAUCUCUGGAAUGCAUGGAUUACAAUCUCUGAUUUACGUGACUCAGUCACCAAGAAAAGACACAGGUUGCAGUUGCUGAGGCAAAAACUGAAGUUAGCCUCCAUUCUCAAGGAACAAAUGGCUUUUCUGGAACAUUGGGCUUCUUUAGAUAAAGAUCAUUCUGUGUCAUUGCUCGGAGCUAUUGAAGCUUUAAAGGCUAGCACUCUUCGUCUUCCAGUUGGUGGAGCAAUGGCUGAUCUCCAAAGUAUGAAAGAUGUUAUAAGUUCAGCACUUGAUGUGAUGCAGUCCAUGUGUUUGUCAAUAUGCUCACUCUGUGUUAAGGUGGAGGAAGUUAAUUCAAUGGUGGCCGAGCUUGCAAAUGUGUGUGCAAAAGAGCAAGCUUUGCUUAGGAUUUGCAAAGGGUUAUUGUCAAUGUUAGCAGCCCUGAAGGUGAAGGAUUGUAGUUUGAGAACUCAUAUGUUACAAACCAAGUGUGUGAAAAAACCACAUGUGUAGAACUGAUCAACUUAGUCGCGGCCCUUAUUCAAGAAACGCUAACAUUACACCACCAAGUGAAGGAUGGACUUUCCGGAGGUAAUAAAGUAGCUGACUUUUUGGCUUGUGGCUGGGUUUCUGUUUUUUUUUUUUUUUUGUAUGGGGAAUUUGUCGUGUAUUUUUUUUCUUGUUGCAAGGAAAGAAUGUAGUAGUGUCUCUAACUAGUCUAGUUUUUUACUCUGUAUGUAAAUAUAUAGGGUAUGUAAUUCAACUUGUUUAAUUCUCUUGUAAUUUGGUAAAGUUUGGACAUUGAGCUUU